Messenger RNA from Notothenia coriiceps (black rockcod), 540 nucleotides. RefSeq names its product E3 ubiquitin-protein ligase RAD18-like. The annotation marks the transcript as partial. Gene Ontology annotation, cellular component: nucleus; Rad6-Rad18 complex. Gene Ontology annotation, molecular function: ubiquitin protein ligase activity; single-stranded DNA binding. The transcript has 2 exons. Gene Ontology annotation, biological process: protein monoubiquitination; DNA damage tolerance. The record is from RefSeq and is a predicted model, not a curated record. NCBI's taxonomy places the organism in Eukaryota, Metazoa, Chordata, Actinopteri, Perciformes, Nototheniidae.
GCAGCAGUUGUCAAAAGCACAUUUUAACACUCCUCCAAUAUCCCCAAAUGCCCCAGCUUCAGCUGUCGAAUGCAGAACUCCCAAACAGAGGGGCCAGAAGUGUAACAGUGCUGUUUUGAGUAACUUUUUCCAAAAGAUGCCUAAAACAUCUCCCGCCAAAAAAAAACGGCACGAUACUUCUGAUUCUCAGUUAACUCGGCGGGGUAAAAUACAGACUGUACGCACCGACAAUGCAAAUGACGCUGACCUACAUUCAGCAACUGCACGACUUCCAGUGGUUGUGAAGGAAGAGCCGAAUGAUGAUGAUGAGGAGGAGUCAUCUAUCCAGAAUUUGAUGUCAGUCAAACAGGAGGCUGCAGGAGUCCCGCACAGUAUCAGCACCGGGCAUGCGAUGGCACAUUCCUCGUCACUAUCGAAAGACAUAAAGCCCGUAAUCAAAGUGGAGUGCCCUGUGUGCUCUGUAAGUGUGCCGCAACAGUUUAUCAACAAGCAUCUGGACACGUGUCUGACCAGUGGAGACAGGAAGGAAAGCAUGAGGAG